AUGCUAGGCGCGGGUGCCCUACGCGCAUUCAGCGGGCUGCAAAAGGUGCUCGGGAAGCUGGAGAAGGGGAUGGGUGGGGGAGUGCCGGGAGAGAAGAGGGUGAAAAAGGAGGCGAAGAAGGGGGAGUGGGGAUGGGGGUUGGAUCAUUUUGUUGGGUUUGGGGGGACGAAGGGGGGGCCGCUGGAUGGGAUUAUGAAGGUCUUGCAGAUGUUUAUGAAUCACUAUGCGAGACUCACGCCCAGUGCGGUUCCCCGAGCGGCGUGUAUAUUGCUCGAACUGUAUUUUUUAGAGAAGCACUGA
Molecule: messenger RNA, 300 nt
Organism: Glarea lozoyensis ATCC 20868
Lineage: Eukaryota; Fungi; Ascomycota; Leotiomycetes; Helotiales; Helotiaceae
Exons: 2
Coding region: 1-300 (99 amino acids)
Source: RefSeq, a predicted model, not a curated record